UUGAAUCAUUGAAUGCAGGCAUACGCAGAAAUCACAGCGGGGACAGAGGGAUCCAACCCAGCCUUCAUCACCAUCUGCUUCCUUUUGACUGCCAUCAAGAUCAUUGUGGCAUACAUACAUAUCCUCAUUUACUCUGCUACAGGUGUACAUAACAUGCAUGUUGUCAGAGAGGGCUAUGAGAGCAGGCCGCCACCAGGUGGCUGCCACACUCAAACUGCUUCUCUUCCUGGAAUGAAUCAAACUAUCAGAGCACCUCCCUCUUCUUCCUGCUUUCAAGCCAUUUCCCUCAGUCCACGUUCUCCACGCCCCUGAUCUGCCAGUGUACACAUGGGUGUAACCAAGAUACUGUGUUAUAAGGAAGUACAUUUAUUCGACUUCAGUCAUCAGCUGAAAUGGCGCAACGAGGGACUGAGCAGGAAAAACUCCACUGUUCGAUCUGUCUGGAUCUACUGAAGGAUCCAGUGACUAUUCCCUGUGGACACAGCUUCUGUAUGAACUGUGUUAGAAGCUACUGGGAAGAACAGGAUCAGAAGAAAAUCUGCAGCUGUCCUCAGUGCAGACAGACCUUCCAACCGAGCCCUGCCCUGAUGAAAAACACCAUGUUAGCAGAUUUAGUGGAGGAGCUGAAGAAGACUGGACUCCAAGCUGCUCCAGCUGAUCACUGCUACGCCGGACCUGAAGAUGUGGCCUGUGAUUUCUGCACUGGGAGGAAGCUUAAAGCUGUCAAGUCGUGUCUGCAGUGUCUGGUCUCUUACUGUGAGCAGCACCUCCGGCCUCACUAUGACUCUCCUGCCUUUGAGAAACACAAGCUGGUCGACCCCUCCAAGAAGCUUCAGGAGAACAUCUGUACUCGUCACAGCGAGGUGAUGAAGAUUUUCUGCCGCACUGAUCAGCAGUGUAUCUGUUAUCUCUGCUCCAUGGAUGAACAUAAAGGCCAUGACACAGUCUCAGUUGCAUCAGAAAUGACUGAGAAAAAGAAGGAGCUCGAGGUGAGUCGGCAAAAGAUCCAGCAGAGAAUCCAGGACAGAGAGAAAGACAUGAAGCUGCUCCAGCAGGAGGUGGAGGCUGUUAAUGGCUCUGCUGAUAAAGCAGUGAGAGACAGUGAGAAAAUCCUCACAGACAUGAAGCAGCAGAUCAGAUCUCGCCAGAAGACUGAAGUGACUCACAUCAGCAAGCUUCAGGAGAAGGUAGAGCAGGAGAUCGCUGACCUGAAGAGGAAAGACGCUGACCUGGAGCAGCUCUUACACCUGGGGGAUCAAACCCAGUUUCUGAACAAUUACACCCUGCUGCCGCGUCUUAGUGAAGCUUCAGACUCACUCAGCAUCAACACACGUUCUCAGUCUCACACCGAGGGUGCGACCGCAGCUGUGUCAGAGGUCAGAGAUAAAUUACAGGCCAUUCUGAGUGACGUAUGGAGCAAAACCUCACUGACAGAAGCUGGAGUAGACAUUUUACUACCACAGUCAGAGCCAAAGACAAGAAGUGAAUUCUUACAAUAUUCACGUCAACUCACACUGGAUCCAAACACAGCACACGAUUGUUUAUCUUGUAAGAGUAGCCGUGCACAUCAUAACCAUUAUGGUGUAUGUCACAGGCCAGGAUUUCCCCAACAUCCAGACAGAUUUAUUAGCUGGUCUCAGGUUUUGUGUAGAGAACACCUGAGUGGACGUUGCUACUGGGAGGUGGAGUGGAGUGGAUGUGAAGUUUUUGUAGCAGUGGCAUACAAGGAUAUUAGCAGAGAAGGAAGAGAAAGUGUGUUUGGAAACAAUGUGAAGUCUUGGGCCUUACAGUGUUUCAGUGAUAGUUUUGAAUUCAGACAUAACAACAUCAGAACGUCCAUCUCAGGUCCUCCAUCCUCCACGAUAGGAGUGUACCUGGAUCAUCAUGCAGGUAUUCUGUCCUUCUACAGCAUCUCUGACACCAUGACUCUCCUCCACAGAGUCCAGACCACCUUUACUCAGCCACUCUGUCCUGGACUUGGUUUGUUUUAUAAUAGAGCCUAUGCUGGAAUGUGGGGAGACAUGGAAGACUGAAAACAACAGACACUCGUUCAGAGGUCUUGUGUGCAGUGCUCUGUCUCACAUCAGCCCUGGUCAUGACCACUGCUAUGAUAUAAUAUAAUAUAACAAUAGCCGGCGAGUUUUAAUCUACUUUCAUCUUUAAAAAUGUUAUUGCUAAUUAUUCAAUUAUUAAGCUUGUUUAUUACAUUUUAUAUCAUAAACUAAUAUUAUGAUUCAAUUAUUAUAAUCAAUUAGGUAAAAUGUUUGUAUAAUAUGUAAACAGUUUGAAAAAUCUUGAUAUAUACUUAGUUGGGAAAAUAGGCGGAGAACUGAGUGAGUUAUAAUCAAGCAAGAAAAACACAUUCAUUAUUUUAUACAAUUGUGUGGUGAGAUAAUAACUUUUGAUGUGUUUUGCUGUAAACUAUGGUUUAUUGUGAGAGCCCUGUAAUAUCUGAAGGACAGGACAGCAGUAGAGGUUUUUAAAAACAAGUCUUUGUGAUAAAUGACCUUAUAAAUACAUACGUCAUGUUUGAAUGGACUGCUUUGAUUCGCCAUUCGUAGAGAAUGAUUUCUUUCCUCAUCAAUAUCACCAUGUAGACUUGUCUGAAUGAACCUGUUGUAAUGAUGUGCCUGUUGUGAUUAUUGAGCCUGUAACCUUGUGUGUGUGUAUAUGUUUGUUUCCGGGUCUUUUUUUCUGUUGCGUGCCUAAACGAGUGGCACCAAGUCAUCACUUUUUUAUAGGGGGCAACCAUAACUAGGGGUGCCAUAUUUUGAAACACAGAAGCAUAGAGUUUUUAAUUUGUUUUAUUUCUAACACACAUCGUAUAGCCCACAUAUUCAACAUAAUCAUCUUCCCCCUGAUUUGUGUUGUAGUUUUAUAAAUUAUUGUGUCAAAUCCUACUCUUCUUUGUACAUUGUUCAUCCAUCAUUUUUAAUCACAAGAGAAUGAUCUUCACUGACUGCCAUAUUUUUGCCUCAACAGACUAAAUAAACAAACUCUGAAUA
This is a messenger RNA of Acanthopagrus latus (yellowfin seabream), 3005 nucleotides long. RefSeq names its product tripartite motif-containing protein 16-like. The record is from RefSeq and is a predicted model, not a curated record. Gene Ontology annotation, molecular function: zinc ion binding; protein binding. Bases 393 to 2033 code for a protein of 546 amino acids. The transcript has a single exon. NCBI's taxonomy places the organism in Eukaryota, Metazoa, Chordata, Actinopteri, Spariformes, Sparidae.